Molecule: messenger RNA, 1812 nt
Organism: Musa acuminata subsp. malaccensis (wild Malaysian banana)
Lineage: Eukaryota; Viridiplantae; Streptophyta; Magnoliopsida; Zingiberales; Musaceae
Biological process (GO): retrograde transport, endosome to Golgi; receptor recycling; endosome organization
Cellular component (GO): early endosome; recycling endosome; trans-Golgi network
Source: RefSeq, a predicted model, not a curated record
CCGACAAAGCCCCUCUUCUCGAUUCGUUCGCAGCGGCACACCAAAACCCCGUCUCGCUCUCGCUUCCGGCCGGCUCCUGUUCUCCCAAAUGGCUUCCAAUGGGAGCGCCGCUAGGACGGGGGAUGUAGAAAGCAGUUUGGAGAAAAUUAAGCGGCAGCUGAUGUCAGGGUCGGGGAAGUAUCUGCUGCAGGGCCCGCUUCUCAAGCGAUCGGAGACGGUGUGGCCUUUGAUCUCGCGUUCUUUUUUUAUUGAACAGCUGCGGAAAUGGAAUGAACGUUGGGUGAUCCUAGAUCCAACUACGGGAAAAAUGGAAUACAAGCUUCGGAGAAAUGAUACAAUUAUAAAGGGAGCAAUCAUAUUUGAUUCAAACAGCAUAAUCACUAUCUCCCCCAUAAACCUCCAUGGACUGCAAAAGUAUGAUGGUUGCUGUUUUUAUAUUGGAACUCCACAGAAAAAGGAAUAUUUCCUCUGUGCAGAAACUCCUGGUGCUGCAAAAGCUUGGGUAGCCACCUUACAUGCAACUCAGUUGGUACUGCAUGCUCAUAAGGAAGCAGUUACUAAUUUGAGUGGGAGUGGUUCUGUGAAAUUGGGAACAAUUGCCACUGUGGUUGCAACUGCUAACUCAACUGCAAUGGAAGCCUCAAAGGAAAUUGAAGCAGCAAUGAGAAUCUCCAUGAAAGCUGCUUUGGGCUUGUUGACUAAUAAGGCAAAUGAAGGUCAAUUAGAUGAUUUGACCAUUAUGAAGGAAACUAUUAGAGUUAAAGAUGAGGAACUACAGCAGCUGGCUAAGGAUAUUUGUGCCCGUGAUUCCACCAUAAAAGACAUAGCUGAUAAGCUGAUGGAGACAGCUGAGGCUGCUGAAGCUGCUGCUUCUGCAGCUCAUGCAAUAGAUGGGGAGAGAAGAAUUGCCUGCUUGGAAAUUGAGCACCUAACAUAUGAUGCACAGAAGCAACUAGAAACUGCCCAGCUUAAGUUGAGAGAAUAUGAAGAAAAGGUGAUGGCCUUAGCUACAGAACGAGAGCUGUUGCUAAAACAGAGGGAUUCUGCUUUUCAGGAGGCACAUCAGUGGCGUUCUGAGCUUGCAAAAGCUAGAGAACAUGCUGUGAUAUUAGAAGCAGCUGUUUUCAGAGCUGAAGAAAGGGCCAGAGCAUUAGAAGUAGAUGCUGGGGCUAGAGUAAAUGAUGCUGUAGAAAAAGCAUUGACUGCAGCAAAGGAAAAAGAAGAUCUUUUAGCACUUGUGAAUGUUUUGCAAACACAAGUUCAGAGACAACAGAGCAACACAAAGCAGGUAUGCGAAGAGAGAUCUGAGGCACGGUCAACCACUGACGUCACGACAAAGCAUGUUGACCUAUCAGAAGAUGAUGUAGAUAAAGCUUGCUUAAGUGAUCCAAGAGUACUUCUAGAUUCUGCUGACACUGAAGUCCAACUGGGAGUCGAUGGAGUAGAGAUCUGUUCUAUUGGUGAUGCUGAGUGGGGUAAUUUCCAGUCCACAGCCGCAAGAAUAGCUGAUGUGCGAGAGAUCUCCCUCGAAUCAGAAGAAAGCAGCUUGGAUAUUCCUGUUGUUGGCACCCCAAUUGAUGAUCAUCAACAUGGGGGGCGCUCACUCCAGCCAUGAUGCAUUUGCCUAGAAUUCGAGAUAAUUCCAGCUUCAAGAAUGUUAUCAAUGUCUACUAGUGAAUGUGGCAUUGUAAUGAGAUCGAGGGCAAUUUUUCAAAACUUGAUUUGGUUAUUGUAAUGAAGAUAUAUGCUGAUAUAGUUUGUAUAGAUGGAUCAUUUGGUGAACUUUCUAGUGGUGUUCAAAUUUUUGUUGAA